Messenger RNA from Dicentrarchus labrax (European seabass), 1759 nucleotides. It is a transcript of the gene eci1, whose product is annotated as enoyl-CoA delta isomerase 1. Bases 71 to 976 code for a protein of 301 amino acids. The record is from RefSeq and is a predicted model, not a curated record. Gene Ontology annotation, biological process: fatty acid beta-oxidation. The transcript is spliced from 7 exons. Gene Ontology annotation, cellular component: mitochondrion. NCBI's taxonomy places the organism in Eukaryota, Metazoa, Chordata, Actinopteri, Moronidae. Gene Ontology annotation, molecular function: enoyl-CoA hydratase activity.
UACAAGCUGGUUGCCAAUGUGCAUUAAUAAAACAGAGGAAGAAGCAGUCUUUGACGAUCAGUGAGUGAAGAUGGCAUUGAGAGCUGCACUGAGGAACAAGUGUGGCUUAUCGGGUCUCCUUUCUGUGCGGUCCUCCUGCAGCAGUCAUGGCAGAGUGUGUGCGUCCCCCGUCGCUCAGCAGAGAAACAACUCCACCUCGCCCAAGAUCAAAGUGGAUUUUGACCAAAGCACAGGUGUGGCAGUGAUGCAAAUGCAGAGUCCGCCAGUCAACAGCCUCAGUUUAGAUUUCCUCACGGAGUUCAGCAUCGCCACAGAGAAGCUGGAGAUGGACAAGAGCUGCCGAGGCCUCAUCAUCACCUCGAGCCAGCCCAAGGUGUUCUCAGCCGGGCUGGACAUCAUGGAGAUGUACAUGAAGAGUCCAGAGCACUGUGGAGAAUUCUGGAAAGCCGUUCAGGAGAUGUGGCUGAAGCUCUAUGGCUCCAACAUGGUCACUAUAGCUGCCAUCAACGGUUCCAGUCCUGCAGGAGGCUGUCUGAUGUCUAUUGCAUGUGACUACAGGAUAAUGGCGGACAACCCCCGUUACAGCAUCGGCCUUAAUGAGACACAGCUCGGCAUCGUAGCACCUUUUUGGUUUAAGGACACCAUGAUCAACACAGUGGGCCACCGAACCACAGAGAUGGCUCUGGAGUUGGGGAUGCUCUACAAUCCUUCAGAAGCCCUGAAGAUAGGACUUGUGGACCAGCUGGUACCUGAAGACCAGGUCGUCACCACCGCCACACAGACCAUGACCAAGUGGUUGGCUAUUCCAGACCACGCCAGACAGAUCACCAAGUCCAUGAUGAGGAAGCCAACCAUCGACAAGCUAACGUCCAACAGAGAGACCGACAUCCAAUACUUUGUCAACUUCAUCACCAAAGACUCCAUUCAGAAGUCGCUCGGCAUGUAUCUGGCAAUGCUUAAAAAGAGAAAGGGCUAGAGGAGACUACUUAUACACAUCUGCCUUCAGUGUCCUGUGUUUGCUGGUGUCAGUUGUGCUAAGAGCCUUGAAUGCAGCUCUCUGAACCUAAACAAAUGAAAUAAUGAUUAAAACUGACCGUACACUAAGCCGUGACCCACAUUAUAGCAACCCCUGUCAAGCUUCCUUUCUCGCACAACACGUAUGCAGUUUACUAUAAUGGUGGCAGAUUUACCAUCAGAAAUUUGCAUUAUUUAUUUAUUUGAAUGGGAAUAGACACAUGAGUAAACUUCACACGUCAAAUGUUGCAAAUGUAUGAUAUACUAUGACAUGCUCCUUGUAACAUCAGCCUACUACUACAUGCUAGCAUUUUAAGCAUACUCUUUAUCCAUCCAUCCAGCACAGAGCACUUCACCCUCUUUAAAUCCUGAGUGUAACUCUCACAUUGCUUCGACAUGUUGAGAAAUCCAAAGUUUGAUAGACCAGCCGUGCCGAGUUAUGGUUGCUAAGCUAUGAUUGGACAGUUGCUGUUUGGGGGAGGGGUUUAGUAAACGGUCACUUUGUCACAGUCAGGUCUUCACCAUUCACAGUGCCUAGCCUUACUGUACCUUCAUGAGCCAUAACAACUAUAAAGUAAGCCUGGGUGUAUUUGAAUAACCCACAGUGAGUGGAGCUUUUGUAAUCGCUAACAGAUUUAUCUACAUCAAAUUUUUCUAACUUCUUUUCUGCUAGAAUUUUUAGAAUAAAUGGAUGUGUAUAUGUGGAUGCAUUGGUGUGAUUAAAGAAUUAAUUGAAUGGUCAAAA